This is a messenger RNA of Suillus plorans, 312 nucleotides long. RefSeq names its product histone-fold-containing protein. The transcript has 4 exons. NCBI's taxonomy places the organism in Eukaryota, Fungi, Basidiomycota, Agaricomycetes, Boletales, Suillaceae. Gene Ontology annotation, cellular component: nucleosome. The record is from RefSeq and is a predicted model, not a curated record. Gene Ontology annotation, molecular function: structural constituent of chromatin; protein heterodimerization activity; DNA binding. Bases 1 to 312 code for a protein of 103 amino acids. Gene Ontology annotation, biological process: nucleosome assembly.
AUGUCUGGCCGUGGAAAGGGUGGCAAGGGUCUCGGAAAGGGCGGUGCCAAGCGUCAUCGCAAGAUUCUUCGUGACAACAUUCAGGGUAUAACAAAGCCUGCUAUCCGUCGUCUCGCCCGUCGUGGUGGUGUCAAGCGUAUCUCUGGUCUUAUCUACGAGGAGACCCGUGGUGUCCUUAAGAUCUUCCUUGAAAACGUCAUCCGUGACUCGGUAACAUACACUGAGCAUGCAAAGCGGAAAACUGUCACUGCCCUUGAUGUUGUUUACGCUCUGAAGCGCUCAGGGCGGACUCUGUACGGUUUCGGGGCAUAG